Molecule: messenger RNA, 714 nt
Organism: Aspergillus tanneri
Lineage: Eukaryota; Fungi; Ascomycota; Eurotiomycetes; Eurotiales; Aspergillaceae
Exons: 1
Coding region: 1-714 (237 amino acids)
Source: RefSeq, a predicted model, not a curated record
AUGCCCUUGUUCUCCAAUUACAUGCUAAAGGCCUUGCUGGCCAUGACUGCUGUUGUUAGGUGUGCGUAUGCCAACCCUCACCCCUAUCCAUUAGUUCAAAAUGGGGUCUUUGAAGACUCAAGUUCCGGCUAUCAUCCGAGAUUCCCUGAUGCACGCCUUUCCUCUCCUGAAAAAGUGAUUACGGGCGAUCAUGUACGGGUUAAGGCUUCAGACUUGCCUAUCAGUUACGGUCGCUGUUACCGCCUGUCAAGCAGCUGUCACGGAGAGCUAGGUGGUGAUGGUGAUAAGUGGAAUUAUCUUAAAUUUUGUUCUGGAAACACCCGCAGGCGUUUCAAAGUGUGUCACAGCACAAAUACUUGCCAGCGUCAGGAUACCGACUCUCAAACUGUGAAGGAAAAUGGAAAAUUCUAUCUGUGGGAUGUUGACGGCUCUACAGUGGAGCCUGGAGGGAACUAUAUUGUCGCCAGGCAGCCUGGACUGCUCUAUACAGGCAAACCACCAUAUGAGAACUACGUCCAAUUCCAGGGGUCGAGCGAUUGUGACAUUGAUAACUGGGGGAGAAUUUCCCACUGUCACAUUAGGUUGCGUAGCAACAGCCAACCUAACGGGAAUAAUGGAUUUUUUAUCAAAAGUGAUGGUUACUUUAGUACGAUCGGUGGCGAGCAACCAAUUAGCCUCAAGUUCCAAGAGGUUGAAUGUAACGAUGGCCACUAA